GCCAACAUGGCGACUAAAAGCCUUGUACGAGCUCUAAUUCCAUCUUAUUUACCAUUAGUUAGACGCAGCCUUUUAAACUACAAGGAGAUCAACCUAAAGAUUAUAUCAAGAAAUAUUCGUUGCAUUUCUAGAUGCAACUUUUCUAACGCGGCAAGUCAAAUGAAAGAGGUCGAUGAGGCGACUGAAAAUAGUGACCCUCGAAAAACGAAAAUUCCAAUUUUGGGUGAAUUUGAGAACAGAAAUCCUCGAAACGAAGAAUAUUUUGGAUUCAACAAACCAAGAGGGUAUUCUACACAAGUUUACAGGGUUGAUUUCUACAACAAACUUCAAUUCUUAAUGACAAACCGGCAUACAAGAGCUCAGGUGGUGCAUAACAGUGGAUUGGUCUUGGUGUCUGCAUCCACCACUGAGUUUGAAAUCACACAGCAUCUUUACAAAACUACAGAUGUUACUGCUGCAAGGAAUAUUGGCAGAGUUAUUGCACAGAGAUGUCUAGAGGCAGGAAUAACACGCGUGCGAUGGGAAGCUAUGAAAGGGGGCUUGCGCAAACAAAGGACCACUGCCUUCUCAGAAGCCAUUAAGGAAGGAGGCGUCAUACUGAGUGAACCCAGGAAAGUUAUACCACCAGAAACAUAUUAUUUAGAUUUUAGACCAAAGAAGAAGAGAAAAAAGUGGAGGAAAUUGCCUUAUUCAAAGAGAUGGAAGGCUCACUUGAACAAACCAAAAUAAUGUUGUUCUUAUUUGUCCACUCUGUAAAAAA
This is a messenger RNA of Pocillopora verrucosa, 760 nucleotides long. Its product is annotated as large ribosomal subunit protein uL18m. Gene Ontology annotation, cellular component: ribosome; mitochondrion. The record is from RefSeq and is a predicted model, not a curated record. NCBI's taxonomy places the organism in Eukaryota, Metazoa, Cnidaria, Anthozoa, Scleractinia, Pocilloporidae. Gene Ontology annotation, molecular function: structural constituent of ribosome; 5S rRNA binding. Gene Ontology annotation, biological process: translation.